This is a messenger RNA of Rhinolophus ferrumequinum (greater horseshoe bat), 1287 nucleotides long. It is a transcript of the gene INO80B, whose product is annotated as INO80 complex subunit B. Gene Ontology annotation, biological process: chromatin remodeling. Bases 140 to 1210 code for a protein of 356 amino acids. Lineage: Eukaryota; Metazoa; Chordata; Mammalia; Chiroptera; Rhinolophidae. The transcript has 5 exons. The record is from RefSeq and is a predicted model, not a curated record. Gene Ontology annotation, cellular component: Ino80 complex.
AAGCGCGCCCGGCGCAAGCAUGGUUGCUACGCACCGGAAGUAGCCGGUUAUUUUGCUGGAUUUAGUUCUUCCGCGGGGCGGAAAAGGCGUGUCUGCGUGUGUCCAGACCAUUUCCAGUCCCCUUUCUUAGCAGGACCUCAUGAGUAAGCUGUGGCGACGCGGGAACAUCUCUGGGGCAAUGGAGGCCCCUGAGCCAGGGGAAGCGCUGGAGUUGAGUCUGGCAGGUGCCCACGGCCACGGAGUGCACAAGAAAAAGCACAAGAAGCACAAGAAGAAACACAAGAAGAAACACCACCAGGAAGAAGAGGCUGGACCCACGCAACCUUCUCCUGCCAAGCCGCAGCUCAAACUCAAAAUUAAACUGGGCGGGCAGGUCCUGGGCACCAAGAGUGUUCCUACCUUCACUGUGAUCCCUGAAGGGCCUCGCUCACCCUCUCCCCUUAUGGUUGUGGACAAUGAAGAGGAACCUAUGGAAGGAGUCCCCCUUGAGCAGUACCGUGCCUGGCUGGAUGAAGACAGUAAUUUGUCCCCCUCCCCACUUCGUGACCUGUCAGGGGACUUAGGGGGUCAGGAAGAAGAGGAGGAACAGAGGUGGCUGGAUGCCCUGGAGAAGGGGGAGCUGGAUGACAAUGGAGAUCUCAAGAAGGAGAUCAAUGAACGGCUGCUCACUGCACGACAGCGAGCUCUGCUCCAAAAGGCACAGAGUCAGCCUUCCCCGAUGCUGCCGCUGCCUGUGCCUGGAGAGUGCCCGGCCCCCGUCCUCACCGAGGAGAUGCUGCUGAAGCGUGAGGAGCGGGCCCGUAAGAGGCGACUGCAGGCGGCGCGGCGCGCGGAGGAGCACAAGAACCAGACUAUUGAGCGCCUCACCAAGACUGCUGCCCCCAGUGGGAGGGGAGGCCGCGGGGCUGCGCGAGGAGAGCGGCGGGGAGGGCGGGCUGCGGCCCCGUCCCCCAUGGUGCGCUACAGCAGUGGGGCCCAGGGUUCCACGCUUUCCUUCCCACCUGGCGUCCCCACCCCCACGCCAGUGGCUCAGCGGCCAACCCCAUCUGGCCCUCCUCCACGAUGCUCCGUCCCUGGCUGCCCGCAGCCGCGCCGCUACGCCUGCUCCCGCACCGGCCAGGCACUCUGCAGCCUUCAGUGCUACCGCAUCAACCUGCAGAUGCGGCUGGGGGGGCCCGAGGGCCCCGGAUCCCCCCUUUUGGCUACUUAAGGCCUUUAACCCAGACUGCGCCCUCUCCCCUGCCCAGAUUCAGUGUCUUCCCCACUUUAUUAAAUUUAAUCCAGUGC